Molecule: messenger RNA, 1320 nt
Organism: Debaryomyces fabryi
Lineage: Eukaryota; Fungi; Ascomycota; Pichiomycetes; Serinales; Debaryomycetaceae
Exons: 1
Coding region: 1-1320 (439 amino acids)
Biological process (GO): transmembrane transport
Molecular function (GO): transmembrane transporter activity
Source: RefSeq, a predicted model, not a curated record
AUGGACCAAUUUCCUGGUGUCCAAAAGGCUGAAGCUGCCGUUCUAGUGUGGAGUAGGCCUGCUCUUUACUCGACCUAUGCCUGGAUUUGGAUCUGUUUCUUCAUGCUUGCUCUUCAUUCUUCUAUUAGUGGUACCGUGAUGAGAUACGCUUAUGGUGACCUUGGAAAUGCUCCUCAAGUCAGUACCGCCGGUAUGUUGUCGAGUAUCAUUGGUGGUGUCCUUAAAUUACCAUGUGCUAAAAUAUUGAGCAUUUGGGGUCGUACCGUGGGUUUUUACUUUUUGUUGGUGUUUAUGUGCUUGGAAUCGUCAUUCUUGCAGCUUGUAACAAUCCAGGCAGUUACGCUGCUGGAUAUGUUUUGUAUUGAAUUUGGUUAUACUCAAAUUUAUAUGAUCAUGGAUGUAUUUAUUGCAGAUACUUCUGGGCUUCGUAAUCGUGCUUUUGCAUUUGCAUUUGCUAGUACACCCUUUAUCUGCACAGCAUUUACAGGACCUCUUGCGGGUCAAUCUUUCCUUGAUCAUUCUACCUGGAGAUGGGGUUAUGGUGUCUUUGCCAUAGUAAUGCCUUUCGUUCUUGUUCCACUCGCUUUGGUUUUCAAAUUUUACGAGAAAAAGGCUAUCGAAUUGGGGGUUGUGAAGAAGGAAAAAAGGGGAAGAACUGCCAUGCAAACUUUUUUUCACUAUUUUCAUGAGUUUGAUAUUGUAGGUUGUUUUUUAUUGAUGGCUGCAUUCGUUAUUUUCUUGCUUCCAUUUACCUUAGCAUCUUAUGGAAGAUCGCAGUACAGUUCUGUUACAUUUAUUGCUAUGGUUAUCGUUGGUUUCUAUAUUUCCCCAGUAUUCUUUCCAUGGGAAAGAUUUGGUGCUCGUAAGCAUUUUAUUCGUUGGGAACUUUUAAGUGAUCGUACUGUUUUAGGAGCAUGUUGUCUUUCUGCGAUUUCGUUUCUUAGUUUCUACUGCUGGGAUCUCUAUUUUUUCCAGUUUGUGAGUGUUGUCUACGACUUGAACGAAUCCAUGGCUGGUUAUAUGCUUCAAAUUCAUAAUAUUGGGUCUUGUUUCUGGGGUGUCGUAUUCGGUGUAUGGGUUCGCUAUGUCAAACAUUUUAAAUAUACUUGUCUCUUCUUUGGUCUCCCUCUCAUGAUUCUUGGAGCUGGUCUUAUGUUUCACUUUCGUGGGCAAGAUGAAAACAUCGGCUAUAUUGUUAUGUGUCAAAUCUUCGUUGCCUUCGGUGGUGGUGCUUUGGUCAUAGGUGAAUAUAUGGCUAUUAUGUGUGUUGCAGACAUAGAAGGUGUACCAAUGAUGCUUGCUCUCAUUGGGCUUUUCUAA